This is a messenger RNA of Mercenaria mercenaria, 1509 nucleotides long. Its product is annotated as organic cation/carnitine transporter 2-like. The transcript is spliced from 5 exons. Gene Ontology annotation, biological process: transmembrane transport. Gene Ontology annotation, molecular function: transmembrane transporter activity. The record is from RefSeq and is a predicted model, not a curated record. Bases 1 to 615 code for a protein of 204 amino acids. NCBI's taxonomy places the organism in Eukaryota, Metazoa, Mollusca, Bivalvia, Venerida, Veneridae.
AUGGCGCGUGUGGAUCGUUGGUUUUCCCUCUUGGCCGGUAGAAGGAUGCGUGCUUGCUUUGUGCGCCUGGCUGAUACAGGACUGGCGAUAUUUGCAGCUCUUGACAGGCAUCUUGGGAAUCCCGUGUUUAUUUGCAUGGUUGUCAAUGAAUAUUUUGUCAUUUUUCAAAGGUUUGGUCGUAGAAUCACAGCUAUCAUAUGUUACACGAUUGUUGGUAUCAGUGGCUUUAUUGUCGGCGUUGUACAAACUGUUGAGGUUCCAAACCGCGAUGCUCUCACAAACGGGUUUGCCCUGUUAGCCCACAUUGGUAUUACCAUGGCAUGGGGACCGGUACAAACGAUGACCAUCGAACUGUAUCCAACUGUCGUCAGAAAUAUUGCAUUUGGAACAUUAAGUGUGAUGGGAAGAAUUGGCGCCAUGAUUGGUCCUCAGUUAGUCUACUUGGAUUCGCAUGUUCCUGGUUUGUUGUACUAUGUGUGCGGGGCAGUGUCUGUGGUAUGUGUCACUGGAACAUCUGCACUUCCGGAGACAAUGGACGCCGACCUCAAUGAUAAAAUUGGACAAAUGAAAGUGAAAAGUGUUAGAAACAAUCAAAUUAGAAAUGGUGUCGUCUGAUGAAGCAUUGACUCAAAUCAUACAGUAGUAAGAUUGCAUGCAAGUGUGUAUUCAGAGAAAUCUGCGCUAUAAAUGGACAAUGUGUCACAUGAUAAUCUAAAUCCAUCAGAUACCUAGUACUUGUAUAGGCGGAUAUAAUUUUUGUUGCAUUUUGUUGCCGAAUGGUUCACAUCUCAUUGUAUAUACCUCGGUGUUCCAGUUCACAUGUUUCUUACUGCAUUUGUUUACUGCACACUUCACACAAUUAAUCGAAGUACAUGUAUAAUAAUUAACACUAACAUUAGCUAUGAUUCAUUUUACAAUUUACCUAUAGCUGUAUGGUUCAUUUAGCACUGGACCUCGAGUUUAUUUAACAUCUAUGGACCUACACCACUGUGGUCCUAUUUUAAGCUAAAGGGCCUACUGACAUCAGACCAGAAGGAAAAUGCUAUUGUACAUGUCAUACUAUACACCUAUGUAUACUAUGAAAACCAUAGUAAAACGAAAAAAUGUACUAACCCAUUUCAGCAAAUGGGUACCAUGAAUGUUGAAAACUGGUAAUUUCUCUUCAAUCGGACACUAGCUACAUUUUCUGUGUAUUUCUUAUCUCAGAAACAUUCUACGUAUUUUAUAUUUUCGUCUACGUUAUAAAAACUAUAAAAUAUUCUUCCAAACUUUCGCAGAUGUUUUCAAAUUAAGAACUUCCUUAUUGAUUUGAAGUUCUUCAUGCUUACAAUAAUAGGACAGUGUUCUGAAGUACUUGAUCACAUAUUUUCUAAAGCCUCGAGAACGUUACUUUAUUAGCAAGCUAAAAUGCAUGUAGUCAUUUUAAAUUUUCAUCGCAGAAUAAUGACAAAAACAAUAAUAACAACAAAUAUAAUUUCAAAUUUUAUAAUAAUGGGACACAACUCAGAA